Schizosaccharomyces cryophilus OY26 is the source of this 1551-nucleotide messenger RNA. RefSeq names its product oxysterol binding protein. Gene Ontology annotation, cellular component: cytosol; intracellular membrane-bounded organelle; membrane. The coding region runs from base 1 to 1551 and encodes 516 amino acids. Gene Ontology annotation, biological process: maintenance of cell polarity; piecemeal microautophagy of the nucleus; exocytosis. Lineage: Eukaryota; Fungi; Ascomycota; Schizosaccharomycetes; Schizosaccharomycetales; Schizosaccharomycetaceae. The record is from RefSeq and is a predicted model, not a curated record. Gene Ontology annotation, molecular function: sterol binding. The transcript has 2 exons.
AUGUCGAAAGAAAGCCAGCCCGAAAUAAAGGAAAGUCAGAAGCCUAAUGCAUCUCCUGAGGAGCUAGUGCGUGAAGAUGGAGAAGUAGAAGGAUACCAGAAGGAAGAGGGAAAGUUCAACCUGCCAGCUCAACUUUUGGAACCAGUAGGAAAUUUGGAAUACUGGAAUUAUGUAGACCGACCCGACUAUUUUGUAACAAUGGGCGAUGAAGAUGAUGACCUUGAGCGUAUGCUGGCUGUCUUACGGUGGUGGUUUACGAAGGAUCUACGGUUUAUACGAGGUCGUGUAGUGAAGCCAUAUAACUCAGUUCUAGGCGAGUUCUUUCGCUGCAAAUGGGAUGUGGAUCAGCCUGUUGUUCGUGAAGAUCAUACCAUUGAUCCUGAAUCAUCUCACCUUCCAGUGUUUAAGACAGAAUCUACAGAAUCGACAAAGUACCCAAUAGGAACGGCGUACAACCGCUCAUCGACGUCUCGUGCUCAAUCAAGCAGAAGCUUUUUGGGCAAAAAGGCAUCGAAAAAGCGCUCGAAAAAUGUAAUCGCCGAGGUAAAUGCUUCUGCAUCUACUCCUGACUUAAAUCAAGAUUCCCUUACUUCAUCGCUUUCAGAUUUACAGCUCCCAAGCUUUACUAGUGCAAAUGAACAUGAUGAGACAACGAUUCCUUCCACUGCUUCUUCUCAUUCUGGUAGUAUGCGAGGCAGAUCAACCUCGAAUGUUCCUGAAAAGCACCCUGUAGUAUUUAUGGCUGAGCAGACUUCUCAUCAUCCAGCUGUCAGUGCUUAUAUUGUUACGUGUCCCUCCAAGGGAGUAGAAAUGUUUGGUCAAGACCAAAUUUCGGUUGGUUUUACUGGAACUUCCUUCAAGGUUUCCCCAGGACAUCUUAAUAAGGGAGUGUAUGUGCGUCUUAAGCAUCGAGACAAUGAAGAAUACCUAUGCACCCAUCCUUCUGCUUCCGUUGGCGGAAUCCUUCGCGGUAGUUUACAUAUUAAUAUGCAGGACUCAACCUAUAUCACCUGUCCAAGAACCCGGAUCAAAGCUAUCAUUACUUAUGUAGAAGAACGUUGGCUUGGUAAACCAAGAAGCUUAGUGGAGGGUGUUGUUUUUCGCUAUGACCCUGAGAAUGACUGUUAUGAUACCAUUAAAUCAGUUCCCAGUGACUGUAUAAUGGCUACUUUUAAAGGAAACUGGAGAAACUGCAUUUUUUAUAACUUAGCUGGUGAUUCCGAGUCGAAGGUACUUGUGGAUUUGAAUGAGCUCGACUUGGUUCAUAAACGCUGUCCUCCUUUAAGUAAACAGUUUCCUUACGAGUCUCGCAAGAUAUGGUUCCCUGUUACUCAGAACAUUGUUGGCAAACGAUAUUCCCAGGCCACCAAAGCAAAACAAGAAAUAGAAGAGCAACAAAGGCAAGAAGCUGCUACCCGCACCGAAUCGAAUAUCGAGUGGAAACCACGUUAUUUCAUUGCAGAUAAUGAGAAUGGACAUCCUACUUUGACGGAAGCUGGCAAAAAGGUUCUUGAAGAUACAUUAAGUGAAAAUUAUACACAUGAAAACUAA